Thyridium curvatum is the source of this 933-nucleotide messenger RNA. RefSeq lists its product as uncharacterized. NCBI's taxonomy places the organism in Eukaryota, Fungi, Ascomycota, Sordariomycetes, Thyridiales, Thyridiaceae. The record is from RefSeq and is a predicted model, not a curated record. Gene Ontology annotation, biological process: proteolysis. Bases 1 to 933 code for a protein of 310 amino acids. The transcript is spliced from 3 exons. Gene Ontology annotation, molecular function: glutamic-type endopeptidase activity.
AUGAAGCCCCUCAGCCUCCUGUCAACCCUGGCCCACCUCCUUUUGGCAUCCCCCCUCGCCUCCGCAGCCCUGUCAUACACAGUCCUCUCCGCCACCAUUGACAACAAGCAACUCGAUCCUUCUGAAAUUAAGCUGGAGCGCGUGCCCCUCGGCGUCGGGCCCCGCAACGGCAGCACCGGCUCCACCAUCCCCUCCGCACCGCCCACGUCCCUGACCUCUUCCCGCAAGGAGGGCCAUGCCCGCCGCCGCGCCGACCUCGAUCCCCGCGACGGCACGCACAGCACGACGUCCAACUGGUGCGGCGCCGAGCAGCACGUCCCCUCCGCCGCGGGGCCGGUGUCCUGGGUGCACUCCAUCUUCUCCGUGCCGGACCUGACCCACCGGCCGGACUACCCGCGUCCGCAGUUCGCGGCGGCCUGGGUCGGCAUCGACGGCGGACGGUGCCGGUCCGCGCUGGUGCAGGCGGGCGUGUCGGUGCAGCUGUACGAUGACGGGUACCAGUUCGCGUGGGUGUGGAUGCAGUGGUGGCCCGACGCGGCGUACAACUUUGUGCCCUUUGUGGUUGACCCCGGGAACUGGCUGGAAAUCAACAUCACAGCAGUUAAUACUACGGAAGCAAUCAUAGAGGUCAAGAACUACAACAACGGCAACGUCCUUCUCAUGACCUUCAAGGACGGGGCACCCAUGUGCCGUGCCGAAGGAAGCUGGAUCAUGGAGGCAUUCUACGGCUCACAAGGGCAGGUAACGCUGGCCAAGUUCAGCGACGUCUGGUUUCAGCAGUGCGAGGUGCGCACGCAGAACGGGCAGAGCUUUGGUAUCGACGGAGCCGAGAUCGUGUACAUGGAGCAGCCCAAACCGGGGACGGUGCAGAUGGAGAACGUGUGUCAGGCGGAGGAGUACGACAAUGCGAACCUUCGAUGUUAUGCUGUGUGA